Molecule: messenger RNA, 912 nt
Organism: Ostreococcus lucimarinus CCE9901
Lineage: Eukaryota; Viridiplantae; Chlorophyta; Mamiellophyceae; Mamiellales; Bathycoccaceae
Exons: 2
Coding region: 1-912 (303 amino acids)
Biological process (GO): SNARE complex disassembly; intracellular protein transport
Cellular component (GO): vacuolar membrane; SNARE complex
Molecular function (GO): soluble NSF attachment protein activity; syntaxin binding
Source: RefSeq, a predicted model, not a curated record
AUGGGCGACGACGAUCUCGCGCGCGGCGACGCGCUCUGCGCCGCGGCGGCCAAGAAACUCAGGAGCGUUGGAUUCUUCAGCGCGAUCACGGGCGCGAACAGGCACGAGGAGGCGGCGGAGCUGUACGAGCGCGCGGCGACGUCGUUUAAGCUGGCGAAGAGCUGGCGAAGAGCGGCGGACGCGUACGAGGCGCUGGCGACGUGCAGAGCGACGACGAAGGAGACGCACGACGCGGCGUCGGCGCACGUGGACUGCGCGCAGAUGCUGAAGAAGUGCGGGGCGAACGAGGAGGCGAUCGGACACUACAGGGAAGCGUCGAACGCGUACGCGCGAUUGGGACGACUGGCGCAGGCGGCGAAACAUUUGAAGGAGAUCGGCGAGACGUACGAGAGCCUGGGGACGGCGGAGGGGGAUGAACGCGCGGUGGAGGCGUUCUCGAGCGCGGCGGAUCUGUACGACGGCGAGGGCGACUCGGGACGGACGACGGGGAAUAAUUGUAAACUGAAGGCGGCGACGCUGCUGGCGAGCAAGCUCGAUCGAUUCGAAGAGGCGACGGAGAUUUUUGAGGACGUCGGACGCGCGUCGUUGAAUAACAAUUUACUGCGGUUCUCGGUGAAGGGGUACUUUUUACAGGCGGGGAUCUGUCGAUUGUGCUGGAACGACGCCGUCGGGGUGCUGAACGCGUGCGAGCGAUACGAGGAGAGCGACCCGGCGUUCGCGUCGUCGCGCGAGCGCGAUUUGUUGGUGAAUUGCGCCAAGGCGUUCGAGGCGGGCGAUCAAGACGCGUUUUCGAGCGCGGUGGCGGAAUUCGACUCCAUGUCCAGGCUCGACGGUUGGAAGACGACGAUGCUAUUAAAGGCUAAGAAGCGCAUCGUCGCCGCCGUGGAAGCCGAGGAGGACGAUCUCACGUGA